Molecule: messenger RNA, 7650 nt
Organism: Pseudonaja textilis
Lineage: Eukaryota; Metazoa; Chordata; Lepidosauria; Squamata; Elapidae
Source: RefSeq, a predicted model, not a curated record
CUAUGUUGUUUUAUUUUAGUGCAAGCUUAACUAAAAUGGUCAUGUUGCAGUAUUUAAAUGAAAACAAAUACACAUAUACACAAGAGCAACACAAUUACAACAAUUUACUUGUUAUUGCUAAUCUUUUAUCAUCUUCUCCAGCCCAAUUUCUAAACUGUUUGGUUUAAUGAAAUCCAAUUAUCGGCUCUAAAUCCACAAGGCCCUUUUCUCCUUUCAAGGACAGAUUCCCUUCAUCUAAUCCCAGACAAUCAAGAAACCAGGAUUCUGCUAUAUUACAUACUUCUUAGUCUGAUACCCAUCUAGGAGCUGUAGCUCAUAUUUCUCAUUGCACUUAAACUUGCUGGCUUCUACUUUGAGAGACUAAGGUGCAGUUGCUCUGAGCAGCUAAUAAUAGCGUGGCGGUUUGGCAAAGAGUUUAGUUCCCUAAUGUUGCUUCCCAACUCAUCCCAGCCCAGUGUUGUCAUAUAAGGGCAUGGCAGGAAGCCCAUGGCUUGAUUUUCUCAUCUAUCCCGGAGGCUGGGCCAGGCAGCUAUUGGCUGUGAGCUGAAGGGCUAAUCUAGGCCAGCUGCAAACGUCACUCACAUAAGUCCUAACUGGAAACAGUAUUCUACCCCUGAGUUCUCCUUGGGUGCUGUCUGCCUUUCCUGAUUGCCUGUCUUUGGGACUUCCAUUAAGAAUUCUGGGUGCAAGCAGCAAGGCUCUUACCAUGGCUUCUAGGAAAGUCUGUAUGCUUGGCCUUCUUCUGGUCCUCCUCUGUUCAUUCCAGCUUCCUAGAACACAGGGUCAACAACACCAUCACCAAAGCGAUGUAGAACACCAUGGAAAUGAACAUUAUCAUCCCAAAGAGCAUCAACAUGAUACACACCAUUCUCAACAUACAGAAGAUGAUGGCGAUAAUGAUGGCCAUCCUCAUCAUCAUGCUGCUCAGUAUAAGGAUGCUGGACAUUACCAAGAAAGUUAUCAUUCUGAACAUGAUGAUGAUGACAAUGAAGAGGAACAUUCUCAUCCUCAUAGUGCAGAUCACCACAUUGACCAUCACCACCAUGAUGAUAGUAAUGAUGUUGAUGAUGAUGAUGACGAUGAUAACAGCCAUGACAAGCAUCAUCAUGAUAAACAUCAUGGAAAUCAUCAUCAUGAUGAUGAUGAUGAUGACGACUAUCAUCAUCAGGGACAUCAUGAAGACCACCAUCACCACAGUGAUGAAGAGAGGCAUCACCAUGGAGACCAUCAGCAUCAAGAAGACAAUGAUGAUGAUGAAGAAGAUGAUGCUGAACACCAGCACCACUACCAUCAUCAAAGGCAUGAUGAUGAUGAUGAUGAUGAUGAAGAUGAUGACAAUGACAAUGAUAAAGAUGAUGAUGACAGUCAGUCACAUCAUGACCGUCAUAGCCAUCACCAACACCAUAAAGAUGAUGACAGUGAUGACAAUAAUGAUAAUGAACACCAACACCACCAUCAUAGACAUCAUGGAGUUCAUGGCAAUGAUGAUGAUGAUGAUGAUGAUGAUGAUGAUGAUGAUUCUCAUCAUCAUCAACGCCAUCACCAAAAGCAUGCUGACGAUGACGAUGACGAUGACGAUGAGCACCAACAUGAAGAAGAAGAAGAAGAAGAAGAAGAAGAAGAAAGCAAUAAUAGUAAUGAAGAUGAGGAUGAUGAAGAUACAGCUCACAAAUCCCGUCACCAAAGUGGCCAUCAUCAGCAUCAGAAAUAUGACAAAGAAGAGUCUGAUGAAGUACCUUCCAAGGAAAAGGAUGAGCAUAAGCAUGAACGACACAGACAAACGCCUGAUCACAAACAUGAGGCCUAUGAAAAAGCCAAAAAGCACCAUGAAGAGGAAGAAGAUGAGGAUGAGGAUGAAGAGGAAGAGGAAGAAGGUGAAGACAAUGAGUAUGAAGCAGGUUCUGUUUGCCACUACUGUGCCUUCUGCAAGCAUUGUGGGGAGUGUGACAAGUGCCCUUGUAAAGAUGGAGACAGCAGUGACUACUGCACAAGCUGCCAGUAUUGUCAUUUCUGCUACAUUUGUCCUGUGUGUGAGACAGCCUGUGCACCAGGAAGCAUCGUAGAUGAAGUAUCUGGAGCCUUAUUUCAGACAAUCGCUACCAUAUUUGAGCAGCAGGAACACUGAAGUGCCCUCUGCUGGAUAAGCCAAAAUUAGGAGAGAUUAUGGCACCUUGACUUUUAGAGCCAAACUGUAAACAAGAGCAUAUAUAUGGCUGUUGUUUCCAGCAGUGUUUUCCUCUUCCUCGUCUAUUAAAAAAAGCUUCCUAAGAUUGAUUUUGUCCUUUGGGGGUGGUGGGUGGGGGAAGCAAAAGGGAUUUUCUAUCUUUUCUCAGAAGGCAGCAAAGCAACUUAAGAGUUGAUACCAAGUGGGCAAGAAAAGAUGUAUCAAACCAUCUACAUCACUCCUUCGUUUGCUGAUAAAAAUCUACCUAUUGAAAUUGCUUUUGAUUAAAAUAAUAAUUUAAAAAAUCUAUUGGGAUGAAGACUCACAGAACAAUUGUCUUGUUGAGCAUUUGGGCUUUUAUUUGGGCAAGGAGAUUGUCCUAUGCAAGCCAGAGCAUGUUAACUGAGAUCAAAUUUUAGACAAUCCAUUUCACCUUGAGUUAAUACAUAUUGUCUAUUUAAUUUCCUUGGCUAUUAAAUGUUUGAGAACCGCAUCACACUUGCAGCUUAUUCCUGAGCAAUAGGUGCUGUAGUUGUUUUACCCUCACUCAUGGCCUCCAGAUUUGUUGGGGUGCCACUUCAAUGUCAGCUACAAGAGGAAUCAAACCUACCACCUCUGGAAAGUACCUGGAUAGAGGAAGUCAGCCUUAGUGAAUGAGCCAGAAUAGGAGAUGAUUCAUGCUAGUGUGCAUCAAUGCUUGUUUCUGAAUUGUGAUUUGAUUCGGUGAAAAAUAUCUGUCCGACACUCUAAUGAAAGUUGGGUCUAUUUGAAUUAAAUCUAAGUGUGUUCAUUUUUACAAUUACUUAGCCUGUCAUUCUGCUCAUAGGGUCCUCAAUGUUUGAUCUGUGAUAAUUCUUUCAGAAUAGGAACAGUUUCAAGCAGCCUUCAUCAAAAAUUAUAGGAUUACCUAAGCCGGCUUUCUACUCUGGACAACCAUUUUAAUAUUUUAUUUAUUAUUAUUUUACAACAGUUUGUUUGCUAAUUAAUAGCAAUGAUUCUAAGUAGCUUGCCAUCCUACUAAUCUCUCCUUUCCCAACUCUUUCUGGUCUAUCAGUUCUUUGGAAAAUGACUAUUUUUAUGGCUUAUUCAUAGAAUAACAAAAGGCAAAACUGACAACAUAAAAUUGUAUUGGUACCAAAUAUGAUUUCUGCCCUUUGCCAAAGAAACUUUGAACAUUUGUAGAUUUUAUGAAGAUACCAAAGAAUCUGACACAGACAAUAGCUUCCUCAUAUAGCAGCUUUCAUAACCUGGGAUCUUCCCAAUAUACUGGCACUAUGAUACCAGCAAGAGAAUCUUUUCUGGAAUGCCAUCACAGCUAAAUUGAUUAUAGUACUUUCAGGAACUAGGUUUCUAGUGCUAUCGCUUUCAAUAUAUCAGGUCCAUUUCUUCUUGCAUAACUGUACAAAGAAAAAACAGGAGUUGGAAAAGAUGUUGCUAUUUAAGCCACCAUUAACAUUCUGUGCUUCAGGCAAAGUUAUGCACAAUAAAAAUGCUGACAUAACCAGAAGUAGCCCUUUUCUUUUUGUAGGCACAGCCAUAGGCUUUAUACCCUAUUCUACAUUUUUUUUUAAUUAAAAGUAUUUUAUGCAAUCUUCCUAACCAGGUGCUAAGAAAUGAGUUAUUUUACAACCCCCAUUAUAUUCUAUUCUCAGCCAGUUUUGUUUAUAUAUUAGCUAGCAUCCCUCACUUGACAAUCAAUUGAUCUGUUGUAUCAUUUUUCCUCUUCCUGCAUCAUACCAUUUUUUCUGCAUCUGAUGUCUGGCCAUUGUACUGAAUAUCAGGAAGCCAAAAUUGGAUACAUUAAACCAAAUAGGGAACCUCAGCUGAAGACUAGAUCCAAUAGACUCAGAGUGAGGAUAAAUUGCAAACAGAACUUGGCUGAGGGUAAUUAAUGGUUUGUCUCAUUUGUUCGGGUGUAGAUUACGUUUUUGAACAAAAGCAAAACACAAGAAAGAGUUUGGUUGGGGGAUGUUGAUAGAACCUACUGCUUCAAGAAGUAAAUAGUGUGAACAGAAUCUGAUUCUGAAUCUUAUUUGUUCACAUCUGAACAAAUGCACAAGAUAGACUCCAAGCUCAAUUCUGAGCUUUCUUGUGACCUAAGAUUUUGAGACUCAACUUGCUUUGGUUCAAUUAAAAGUAAUCUUCUCUCUCCACUCAAAUGAUGGAUGCUCUUCUCCAGACUUUUUAAACUUAAUUUAUAGCCUUCACUUUGUCUAGUUUUCAUGAACAAUAAACUUUAAACUUGCUUCUAAACUCAUUGUUUGUUUUCUCUAAAGCCUUCACUUUGAUGAAGUGGCCUUAAGAAAUUUGAUCAUCCAAGGAGCUCAACGUUUUAGGGAAUUGGGGAAAGGGGCAUAUUUUUUUUUCCUCAUUAAAUGGUGGAAACCUUUAGGAUGCCAUGAAGAAUAGGACAAUGUCUUGUUUCUGUACCUUUUGUCCUUGAUUAGCUCUUCCUUGGAUCCUCUGUAUUGCAUAAGGAAAAGAAAACCACCCCCUUUCCAUUAAAAUUCUUUUAAGAGUGGCACCUUUUAGUGAGUAUUGACCAUUAAAUGUGUUUUUGACUAAAAUAAAUCUGCUUUCAAUUUGGGUUUCUGUUAGUACACUAAAUUGACCCUGGAUGAGGAUUCUAUAUCUAGGCAGAUCCUGACAACUAUUGGAUGGUAGUAAAAACUGCACACUCUUCGUUUUGCAGCCUGUAUCUGAUAUAUCUACAACAGAUUAUUCUGCAGAUGCUACCAAGCUACCAGAAUGCACAAUCUGGGCAAUAAUGCAGACCUAUGAUCACAGGUGCAGAUGCAGAGGUACUAACAGAAAAGCUAACACAAGGCCCAUCCUUAUUAUGAAAAGAGCAAUGUAUUUAUAGAAAGAGAGUUAGAGACCGUGAGGGAAGUUGAUUAUGGGGAGGAUGGGGGUUACAUAUUGGUGUCCAGCGUUUUCUUGGACAUCUCUUUUCCCCCUCUAAUAUAAGAGAAAAGUAGCUGUCAAUGAAGAGGUAAAUAAAUCAAUGGGUUCAGUCUUGGGCAUCAAAAGAGGCCGGACAAAAUCCAAAGCCUUUGGACUUUUGACUUCUAAGUAUCCUGUUUUCAAAUAAUUAAAUAGACACACUAAGUAUUAACCAACUGCCAGGAGGAAAAAAAUAAAAUCCCAAACCUGGUGGUCUUAUUGUUCCAAUUAUGUUAGUUUGGAGAGGUAGAUUAUUAACUAGGGCAUUUCUAAAUGGAUGGCUCCUCCACAAUAAAUCCAGUGGCCUGUGGAACCAUGCAUCCUGGUAAAAAGGAAAAAAUAAAUAAAACUAUGGAGUUUUAGAAGUAUAGGAAUAAUCAUCUGAACAACAUAUGAAGUUCAUUAGCAUUAGGUGAUUGCUUAAGAAAAAGUCACAGGUAAUUCCUUAAGAAAAGCUUAGUCUGGAAAGACUCUAAAUUUCACAUUAUGGGUGCUUCUGUGCUUACUUACCCACUGUUUAAUGGAUCUCAAUUUUAUAGAUUUGGGAUUUAAUGGACAAGCCUUCUGAAUGGGAGUUGUAGUGCUGAAACACCAGCUGAAGCAGAGAAGGAAAGGUUGUAGGAAAAUCAGGUGAGCAGAAAGAAUGGAAGGCAGGAGAAGAGAUGGAAAAAUAAAACCAUGAGAAUAUUAAAAGUGGAGUGGUCAACUGGGGACGGGAGCUCUUGAAAUACACCAUGUGGAGAGUUGCUGACAGGAAAGAGGUGGGCAACACGCUCUUUUAUUGCUACAAUAUUCCUGUAAGUUUGCUUGGGCUGAAAUGGCAAGUAGCCCCAAGUCACCCAAUGAACUCCAUUGCUAAGUAGGAAUCUGAUCCUUGGUGCUCCCAAUCCUUUUGUAUCAAUAUUGAGAGUACGUCAGAGAAAGCACCAUAUUAUCAGUAGAGUGGUGGCAUGCUAGGUAGAAAGGCUAAAGCUAGCAAAAUAAAACAAGAUACUAAAGACCAGAGAAGGAUGUGUUUCUGGUGCCCUUCCCUUCAAAGAGCAAGAAAUAAGGGGCAAGAAGUCUGUUAACAAAUAAAAGUGGAAGGAAAAAGACCUAAGAUUUAAUUUCUGGCACUAUUAUGUACUGCAGCUUGCAUUUCUGGAUCUGUGGUAGCUGCUUCUCAUACAAUUUCCUGUAUCUACAAUAAAAGCAAUAUAUGUAUAAGCUUUAUCCCUCCCACUGCUAUGUUAACUCUUAAUUGCUGGUUGUACUGAAAGUAGUUUACAGUAUUGCAAUAUAGACAAGGCUUUGGGUGCAGGAUCUGAAAUCAAGCAGUGCUGGGCUGAGCAAGGGAGCGUUAUACUCUCCCUCCAACCUCUGGUUCUGUUAGAAGAAUGGUGGGCUCCUAAAAGCUACAAUACAGUAGAAGCAAAGAAUGUCAGGAAUUGCCUCACAGAGAACAAAUGGAAAUCCUCUUGUCAAUUCUGUACCUUGCUCAUAAAGAAAAAUCUGCAGAUCCUAGAAAACGUUUUCAAAGUUUUUUUUUCUUUUUUCUUUAAAAAACAUUUCUUAGCUCAUUCCCCUUGUAACCCACCCUCUCUGCCUUCCCUGGAAGCAAACGGGAAUGAAGGGGGACCAGAAGAAGAUAGCUCCUCCAGUACCUCAGCUUCCUGCUUACCCCUCACAAUCUCCCUGACAGAUUUGAUUUCCAAGAUUGUAUAUUUUUUUUUCCUCCCCUACCCAUUUUUUGUCAUGCAAAACUACCCCUUUGCUUUGCCCCUCACACCCACACAUUCUCCUCGAAGGAACAGCUGAAAUAAAAAUGUAAAAAAAAAAGAUGAAAAUAUAUAAACAUCAAAUAAAAAUUAUUGGCGUGCAGGGCAGAGGGGUAGCAGGACACAUUAUUAAAUUAACAGAGAACCUGUAAUGGCGGUCGAAAAAGAAAUUCAAUUUACACGAGAUUCCACAGCACAGAUAUACACAGAAAAUACAACUCUUAUAUUACAAUAGUCUUGGAGGAAGGGAGAUCUGUGUGCCAUAUCAAUAAAGUCCAGAGUCCUAUCUCCAGUGACCGUCACAGGCUGAAGUCUACUCUUUCCAGUUUGACCAUCUCGGACUUGAAUUCCCCACUCUCUGCUCUCAUAAAAAGAAGAAGAAAGAAAAGAAGAAAUGUGAUGCUCCAUCACACCAGAUGGACCACCUAUCUACUGGGACUGCUUCAUGCCAGCACCAAGAGAGUUUGGAUGACAAUUUCUAGUCCUCUUUCCUCCUCCUUCCUCCUCCGGGCGUUCUCUCAUCUAAAGGAAGAGGGAGCUGCAAAGGCAAGGGGAAAAGAAGAGAAAGAGGGAACUCUUUUUAUUUGUUGACUUGUCCUGAGAAGCAGCUACUUCUGGACAGAAAGAACCUUUAUAUUCAGGCAUCCAAAAUUUAAGCUCUGUGUUUCAGGCCUAGAGGCAGGUUGCUCUUUGGGGUAGGUGUGAGCAGGAGGUGGUACACUGGCUUUGUUCCUCCUGGCUUCAAUAUUCUCCCCUUGUUGAGAAGAGGGAUGGGAAGGGGCAGGG